UAUCCAAACGGUCGAAAGACUCAACCAUGUGAAAUUGGGUCAGUCACAAACAAAGCGUACGCUUCAAAUCCCAUAAAACCAGUCCACACCGUACUCUUUGUUCUGGAGCUUACCCAUGCAUCCAUAUAACGGGUGAUUCGUAUCGGAAACUGAUGACCAUCUUGCAGUUCCUGCAGAAUGGAGGUGAAUGCGUAGUAGAGACGAAACACCCACCUCCACCCUCGCUGAAAACAUGGACUAUUCCGGCACUUUCCAGCGAAUUAUUGUAACGAAUGUUUUUUAGUUUACAUCCGAACUUCCUGCUCUGGAAAACGUGCAAGGGAACGGAGUGUUCUGGAAGCGGUGUCAAGGUUCCUGCACGUGACAAGAUACUACGGAUGGACGUAUGAGUCAAAAGCACAUUUUGAAGCUAAAAUGUUGGGCCCCUGCUGAACCAAUGUGUCACGUGGUUGGAUCUGUACAAACUGAUUGGAUGACGACGUGUCACCAGAGGUCACUUCAAGAUGGAUUUUAUUCGGAAGUUCGACAUAGAAUUGGACAAGGAGAUCUACUAUGCAGGGGAAAUUCUGUCGGGGAAAAUCAUCGUGCAAAACACUGAAAAUAUCAGGGUUCAAGGCAUUCGUCUUCAUAUACGGGGCAAGGCCCACGCGGAGUGGAGAAUCACACGGGCAGGAGAAAGGCGACAUGUUAAACAAGAUGAACACUACAUAGACGAGAGAAAGUCUAUCUGGGGAAAAGACAAAAACGAAGAAGGGCCGAUACCUAUCUUACCGAGAGGUAACCACAAGUAUCCGUUCGAAUUCAAACUACCGGAGAGUGCUCUCCCCUGUUCGUUUGAAAGCAAGAUCGGCACAAUUCGUUACUACAUCCGGGUCACCAUCGACAUUCCAUAUGCCUCCUGUCCGCAGGGAAUCAAGUACUUCACAGUGGUCGGACCUCACACCGACUGUAUGGACGAACGAUUCCUGACGCCUUCUCAUGCCGAGUCGAAGAGAUACAACUGUAUUCUUUGCUGUGGCAAGGGUCCUCUGUCUUUGAAGGGGACGUUGGAGAGGACUGCCUACUGUUGUGGGGAGAACGUCAAGCUGAAGGUGGAGAUCCAGAACGGCUGUGACGAGGAGGUGUGGCUGGUCUGUAGAAUGAUGCAGUACGUGGAAUAUUUCAUCAACCGUGGCGUGCUGGGGCUGUCCAAGGAGCUGAGACAUACGGUGAUGCAGGUGGAGAGUCCCCAUAUAGAGCCCCACACCACUACAAGUCUGGAUGACCUCUGGCAUCAGCUGCAGGUGCCUAUCAUGCCCCCAACCAUGGUGGAUGUGUGUGGACUGGUACAGAUCUACUACACGCUCAGGCUGUGUUUGCGGAUGGAGAAAUCUGGUGAUGCCUUAGAAGUAGAGAUGCCUGUUACCAUAGCAACAGUUCCAUUCCGCAUCCCAAGCAACCCCAUACCGGAAAUACAAUAUGAUGUAGCAGCCGACUACGUUGAGGGAGGGAUGUACAUCAGCUCGGAAUUCCAGCUUGGCCAGGUGUAUAUGGGAGAUGAUGAAGAUUCGGACACAGACAAGGAGAUUCUCUACCGCCCUGUCUAUGUAUGUGUGCCCCACAAACGCCCAACACCGAGACACAAGACCAGAUCUUCUGACAUCAAUAGAAGCACUUCUCCUAACUCCACAGAUGCCCUGUUGCCUGAGUCUGCCGAAACUCCCAAAGUCGCGACACCUGACGAAAGUUCCAUUCGUGACAAUGAUGUUCAAGUACAGCUUGAUAAAAGUCCCGUCAGUAUCAAGAUUGUCAGGGAUACUGAAAAUACCCGUCCAAAGGACGACGAUCUAAAGAAUAAGGAAGAACUCCCAACUACUGCUAAGGAUGAAAGGAAAGAUUCACAAAAAGAUGCUGUGCCCAUUCCAAUAGUAAAGGAAUAUUGUGUCCAACAAGUGGAGACAUCGGAUGGUUUCAAAUCAAAGGAUGAUUCUCUUCCCAUCGUGAAGGAAUCUGAUGCUGAUGUUAUUGAUAAUAUUGUUUCAAAUGACAAAUCGGCUAAGGAGUCAGCGAACAAAGGUCCUACAAAUGUACCAAUCAUCACAAUGUCCGCCCCAGUCACAUUGGACAACACCAGUGCUACUAAAGUCAAACAGGAUACUAGCACUGCCGUAUCGAAAGGAGAUGGCACUGUGUCGACUACUAAAUGUAAAACAACUUUCAGAGAGGUGCACGAAACGUCAUCAGCUUUGCUGGUAAAGACAGUGGAGACUGUGAAGGUGAAAAAUAUCGUCGUUAGCACCAACGAGACUGAAGAACGCGAAUUCAAAAUUACUAAAAGCGAGCAUUCACAUUCAGAUGUAAGCUCACAACGAGCACAGGGUGUUCCUUCGACUGUUGAAGAGAAGAUAGAGCGUGUGUGAUACAACCAGAAGAUCUUCUUGACUGAUGUGAAUUUCCAGCAUCCGUCUCAUUCAACAUUCCCUAAAAUCCGAUUGUGCUUUUAUUGGAAUAUUGGGAAAUAGUUCAUAUUGCAUGUGACAAAUCCAUUGUCAAUCUCAAUAAUCAAUCUGUAGUUCUGACAGCCCCCAAAGUGUCCCUUGUCAUUCAUCGUAUGUGAAAAAUCCAAUGCCCUUUCAGGACAAAAUAACAUGAUAAUAGCUCUGAGAGGAUUUGAAUGUGCUGACCGCAUGUUGAACCUCUCAUGACCUUCUCAGUGAAAUGAUUCCUACAUUCCUACAUUCCAUGUUGAUAUAUGUGAGGAAAUGCGAUUCAUAGUUGAAAUGGAAACACUUUUAUACAACUCUCGAAACUGCUAAAACAAUUUAUUCUGAUGUUGAUAUCUUGCCGACACUGUUUGUGUUCUCAAAUGAAGAGGAGUCGACUUUAUGUUCUCUACAGAAGAAAUGUCGACCUGUGUACACUCUACUGAAGAAACGUCGACAGUGAGUUCUCUACUGAAGAAAUGUCGACUUUGUGUUCUCUACAGAAGAACCGUCGAUAGUGUGUUCUCUUCUGAAGAAAUGUCGACUUUGUGUUCUCUACAGAAGAAAUGUCGACUUGUGUGCACUCUACUGAAGAAACGUCGAUAGUGUGUUCUCUUCUGAAGAAAUGUCGACUUUGUGUUCUCUACAGAAGAAAUGUCGACUUGUGUGCACUCUACUGAAGAAACGUCGAUAGUAAGUUGUCUACUGAAGAAAUGUCGACUUUGUGUUCUCUACAGAAGAAAUGUCUACUUCGUGUGCACUCUACUGAAGAAACGUCGAUAGUGUGUUCUCUACUGAAGAAAUGUCGACUUUGUGUUCUCUCCUGAAGAAACGUCGAUGUGUCAGAUAAUGCCAUGCCAAUGCCAUGGAUUUGUUCUUUGAGGGAGAGAAGUCCCAUAACUCCCAAAUGUUUUUGUAUUUUUGCAAACUGUUUUUGUAACCCAACUGUAUAUGUCUUGGAGGACUUCAAUGUUCCCACAGCCCUGCUGAUUAACGUAUAAUCUCCACAAAGAACAAAUGGCUAAUCACGUCGUAGAUACUAGUCUUCUACCACCAUGCUUCCACCUAGUGUUGUGUACCAAUACUGCUUGCGUCUAUAUAAUGUUGGGGGACAUUAAAUAUACAGUGCGUGGACAAUAAGCUAGGCUUGAAAUGCAUUUAACUUAUUUCCUCGAAAUGUUUUUUUGGUUAGGCAUACAAAACAAACCAGUGUUUCAGGUGCUAUGGUCGUAGGUAGUUAGGUAAGGAUUAAUGGUAGUGCAUUUUGUUUAAUACAGCUAAAUCGAGUCACACAUGUAUCGACUUAUCCGUAGUUUAAGACAAACGGUGUGCCGAUAUUAGACCAAGGUGUUGAUUAUUCCACAGGAAGCAUUUUGUAACAUUAUCUUAAACGAAACUGCCGGGCUAAAGAAAGUAUACACUUAAAAACGGAUCAAAACGUUACUAGGCUGAAAACAGUCGCUUGUACACUGUAAACUCAAGGUCCAGAAUCGGGUACUGGCAUCAAAUACAUCAUAAAAAACCGUUUUUGUUUGUUUCAUAUUUAGCCACCCCAAACAUUGGUGUAUACUUUGUUUACCCCGGCAGUCACAGUCUCUAUCGAGUUAAAAAUGGCUACGAGUUACAAGCAGGGUCUAAAAUGUCAAGUCGGGCUACAACAGCCACACGUGUAUUUAUUUUUUGGCUUCAUAUGUAUUCAAUAUAUGCCUUUUUGGACAGGUUUAUUCACAUUACGUCAAUGCAUAUUGUUUUCUGUAAUUGAGAUUCAACAAUGUGACGCACGAAGUCUACGUAAAAAAGUUCAGAAUUGAAAUAUGUUUUAUCUUGAUUUAUUUUAGAAACGUAUUGUGUUUAUACGCAUAAAUAAUUUCCGUCAUGUCUGUUUACAAGGAAAUAAUUAGAACUUCUAUUUUUACUUCGAGUUACUGCCAAAAGAAGUAGGUGUUGUUGAUAAAUUUCUAAAUCAGUAUUUAGAUGUAGACAUUACUACACGAGGUGCUGUCAUAUACCACUUAUAUAACAAGGAUUCGUCGUUUCAAAACGUAUCUUUUGAAACAACUAGUUUUAAGAUAAAUAUUAAAUAUUAUAUGACAGGCACGAGUGCAAUAAUCUGUCACACGCUAGAAUCGCACCAUUUUAGCACCGAAUUGAUGCAUAUUGUGUCUAUUCCCAUGAUCGCAGUGGCGCAUUGAUACAUACCACAAUCGUCAUGAGUAACGUCAUCCGGCUUACUGCUUACCACUCAUACAUAGGAUCGAGAAACGUAUCAAUUACAGUCUGGAAAGUAGUCCGUCAUAAUCUGACCUCAGGUCAACGCCAUGGAGCAGCCAACCAUGGACCUGGACUUGAAUCUGGUAGUGUUUGAUCCCAGUUAUCUCAAACGGUUUUCUCACCCACAGGUUUGUAAGAAAAGGGUUGGAUGAUAGAGGACUCGUAUGUAAAACUGUAGGAAAGGAUUUCUCCUUUUGACUACAAAAACCUUCGAGGUAAAAAAUGUUUCUAUGCAUUCAAUAAUUUGAGAACAUCGUUUGUUCGAGGUAAGAGUUUUUAUUAAACGGGACACGAGAUUAUAUAAAUAUGUACCUACACCCUCGUCAGAAUAAGUGAAUUUUGAGAAAAGAAAUAUUCUUCCAAAUAUUACUGACAAGACGCGAGUUGAACGUAUAUCAACAAAUUGCUUCAGUAUUGACUACGUGAUCAUUUUCCUCUUUGAGUAUGAACGAUAAUAUUCAAUUUGAGGAAUGCAACUUUAAACAGUCGCAUUAUUUGCUUUCAUCAAAUUUCAUAUUACAUGUAGUAUGUAGACACAACAUGUCAUACUUUGGUGAACAAACAUCUUGCUUUUGAAUUCGAUGAUUUUGAGACGAUCCCUAACAUAACCACUGCUGUUUCCAAUGUUUCUUUGGUAAUAUAUAUUCAUAUUCAUGUUGACUACACAGUACCCUUUACUGCUUGACCAUUCCACGGAAUAAACCUGAUUUUACCAAA
This is a messenger RNA of Haliotis rufescens (red abalone), 5450 nucleotides long. RefSeq lists its product as uncharacterized. The coding region runs from base 504 to 2399 and encodes 631 amino acids. The transcript is spliced from 8 exons. The record is from RefSeq and is a predicted model, not a curated record. Gene Ontology annotation, biological process: protein transport. Gene Ontology annotation, cellular component: cytoplasm. Lineage: Eukaryota; Metazoa; Mollusca; Gastropoda; Lepetellida; Haliotidae.